UAAAUAGAGGCUUCUCGUUAACUCUCUACCCUUCGUUUCUUCUCCGCUUCCUUUUUAUUGUGUCCGAAGAGCGGUGGAGACGAUCAUCUAAUCCAUCGGGGCUUCUUGAUCGAGAAGGGUCUACGGUUAUCGAUCUGGUCCUGUCGACGCCUCCUAGUGUUAGGACACAAAGCAAAAACCGAGUGUUCAUGUCUGAUCUUGACGUCCAGACCCCAACUGCAUUCGAUCCUUUUGCUGAGGCAAAUGCUGACGACUCUGGUGCUGGCACAAAGGAAUACGUGCAUAUCCGCGUCCAGCAACGUAAUGGCCGAAAGAGUCUGACGACUGUUCAAGGACUAAAGAAAGAGUUCAGCUAUAGCAAAAUUUUGAAGGACCUCAAAAAGGAGUUUUGCUGUAAUGGUACUGUGGUUCAGGACCCAGAGCUGGGCCAGGUCAUUCAACUUCAGGGUGAUCAGCGAAAGAACGUUUCGACUUUCCUGGUUCAGGCCGGCAUUGUGAAGAAGGAGCGCAUCAAAAUACAUGGUUUCUGAGUAGCCAAAUGCUCAAACUGCAUCAAGACUUCGUACCUAUAUAUUUGGUUUGAAGAAAUUGUAUGUACUUUAAACAGUGUGAACUGAUUCUAGGGCCACAGUUUGCUGUGACUCCAGAGUCCUACCCCUUCUUUAGAUGGAUUGUUGCUUCGUUGGUUCGAAUUGUGUGUGUUGGUAUGAAUCUCAUCCUAUUAUAAGAUGCUAUAAGACUUUCUUACAAAGUUAUAUUCA
This is a messenger RNA of Zingiber officinale, 761 nucleotides long. Its product is annotated as protein translation factor SUI1 homolog 2. Bases 189 to 530 code for a protein of 113 amino acids. Gene Ontology annotation, biological process: translational initiation. The record is from RefSeq and is a predicted model, not a curated record. Gene Ontology annotation, molecular function: translation initiation factor activity; RNA binding. The transcript is spliced from 4 exons. NCBI's taxonomy places the organism in Eukaryota, Viridiplantae, Streptophyta, Magnoliopsida, Zingiberales, Zingiberaceae.